Molecule: messenger RNA, 1506 nt
Organism: Aethalodelphis obliquidens (Pacific white-sided dolphin)
Lineage: Eukaryota; Metazoa; Chordata; Mammalia; Artiodactyla; Delphinidae
Product: ubiquitin-conjugating enzyme E2 N-like
Source: RefSeq, a predicted model, not a curated record
AGGAAGAGGAAGCUAGAAAGAAUAAGAAAAAUUUGAAGAAGAAAAAACAAAAAAACAUGAAAGAUAAGUGAUCCUUUGCCAAGAAUUUUAGGUGAUAUUAUCUCAUUUCAUCCUGAGAUGAGAUGAAAUGAGAUAUUAUCUCAUUUCACCCCAUUUUAGAGAUGACAAAGCUGAGUUCAACGGCGACAAAGGCUCUCCAAGGAUGACAGAUUUAGAUGCAUCUAUAAUUUAUACACGUACCUAUAUCUACGUCUAUACUUGUGUCAGUGGUUUGAGAGGGCAUUUAAAUACAGAUUUUUUCAACCAGAUUUUAGACUCUCUGCAUUCCCCUUUGAUGCCUGCAAAGUUGUUGCAGAAACCCCAGACCCCUGGGAAAUGCUAUGGAACUGAUUACUGAUUUCUAAGAAAACCUAACUCACUGCUAGCAGAGCUGUGAUCUCUCUAACAAAAACGGUUGAUUGGAAGACAUCUAUUAAUGGGGAAAUGCUGCAAUUUAAUAAAUAACCCCCCACAUGAAAAUUAUUUCACACAUUCGUGCGUGAGGCGAGCGGAGCCAGAGGCGAGACCAGAGGCUGAACUCGGGAUCUGACAAGAUGGCCGGGCUGCCCUGCAUGGUUAUCAAGGAAACCCAGCGUUUGCUGGCAGAGCCAGUUCCUGGCAUUAAAGCAGAACCAGAUGAGAGCAGCGCCCGUUAUUUUCAUGUGGUCAUUGCUGACCCUCAGGAUUCCCCCUUCGAGGGAGGAACUUUUAAACCUGAACUAUUCCUUCCAGAAGAAUACCCAAUGGCAGCCCCUAAAGUACGUUUCAUGACCAAAAUUUAUCAUCCUAAUGUAGACAAGUUGGGAAGAAUAUGUUUAGAUAUUUUGAAAGAUAAGUGGUCCCCAGCACUGCAGAUCCGCGCAGUCCUGCUAUCGAUCCAGGCUUUGCUAAGUGCUCCCGACCCAGAUGACCCAUCAGCAGAUGAUGUAGCAGAGCAGUGGAAGACCAACGAAGCCCAAGCCAUAGAAACAGCUAGAGCAUGGACUAGGCUAUAUGCCAUGAAUAAUAUUGAAAUCGAUCCGAUCAUCAAGUGUGCAUCACUUCUCCUGUUCUGCCAAGACUUCUUCCUUUUUUGUUUGCAUUUAAUGGACACAGUCUUAGAAACAUUACAGAAUAAAAGCCCAGACAUCUUCAGUCCCCUGGUGAUUGAAUGCACAGUAGCAAAUCUAUGUCUUGUCCUGACUCACUGUUGUAAAGCAGGAGCAGAGGCUAGAAAUGUCAUCUGGAUUGUUGCGAGACGUUUAAAAGCAGCGGCCCUUCUCUGCUUUUAUUCAUUUCCCCAUCAUGGUUUGAGUAUAAAGCGCUGUGAAUGAAGGUAGUUGUCAGGGUUAGCUGCAGGGGUGUGGGUGUUUUUCUUUAUUAUUAUUAUUUUUUGGUGGUCGGGGGAAGGUAGUUUUAUUUGAAUUUUAUGGGCUCCUUUCCCCCUUUUUAUGGUGAUCUGAUUGCAUUGGUUAAAAGCAGCUAACC